Messenger RNA from Hevea brasiliensis (rubber tree), 810 nucleotides. Its product is annotated as protein yippee-like At4g27745. The record is from RefSeq and is a predicted model, not a curated record. Lineage: Eukaryota; Viridiplantae; Streptophyta; Magnoliopsida; Malpighiales; Euphorbiaceae. The transcript is spliced from 4 exons. The coding region runs from base 247 to 567 and encodes 106 amino acids.
AAAAUGCAACUUGUCAUCUUUCUGAUCAGGCACUCACCGAACUCAGACACAAACUCAAUUCAUUGGUUGAUAGAACCCUAAAGGCCAAAACUUUCUCUUAACACAUUCUGCACAUUUACUCACCCUAUGGCUCUGUUGGCAGAUGUUUCGUCAAAGAGAAGCUAAAAUGGUGUGUCAUUUAGCUGGUUGAUUUAGAAAAUCUUAAUUUGGAGGUACUGGUUGGUGAGUGCUGUUAAUUUGGUAUCAAUGGCGGAGUUGGUUGGGCCAAGAUUGUACAGUUGCUGUAAUUGUAGAAACCAUGUUGCACUCCACGAUGAUGUAAUUUCUAAGGCUUUUCAGGGGCGACAUGGUCGAGCCUUUUUAUUCUCUCAUGCAAUGAACAUUAUGGUUGGGCCAAAGGAGGACAGGCAGCUAAUGACUGGCCUCCACACAGUUGCUGAUGUCUAUUGUUGUGACUGUAAUGAGGUGCUUGGUUGGAAAUAUGAACGAGCUUAUGAGGAAGCACAAAAGUACAAGGAAGGGAAGUUCAUACUUGAGAAAUCCAAAAUAGUAAAGGAAAACUGGUAGCAGUCAUGCGGCAUUUUGUUCAUCUCUCAUUGUGUUGGUGUAAGUGUAUGGAUGCUACUACAUAUUCAUCUUGUCCAAGAAGAUCUCAUCAAUUGCAAAUAUUCUCUUGUUCUUCAACGUGCAUUGUUGUUGCGUUCUUUAUGUGGAUAUUGUAUUGGAUUGUUUAGUUUGUCGAUACAUUGUGAAUAAUUCUCUCUGUAAUGUUAUUUUUUGUGCUAUUGAAUUUGAAUUUUUAGCGGCUAA